CCUGUACACGCUGAGUCAUUCAGAACACUCCAGUUCGCUCAGCCCAACUGCUUUCUCCCUGCUUCAUCGUACUGCUGAGCAUUUUUCUUCGUCACUGCUUUCCAUCAUCUCUGCUGCAAUGCCUCAAAAGAUCCGGGAGGCCGAGGGCCUUCUACGGUCGAUUCCAAACCCAGGAGAGACAAUACUGCCUAAGGAGGGAGAGGUCAACAUCCUUAUCACAUCUGCUCUGCCAUACUGUAAUAAUGUCCCUCACCUCGGAAACAUCAUCGGAAGCACUUUGAGUGCUGAUGUCUUUGCUCGUUAUAAUCGCACGCGAAACCGGCGGACACUCUAUAUCUGCGGUACCGACGAGUAUGGGACCGCUACGGAGACGCAAGCUCUGAAGGAGGGUUUGACUCCCCGGGAGCUCUGCGACAAGUACAACGUCCUGCAUGUUGAGACAUACAAGUGGUUUGAGCUUGCCUUUGACCACUUUGGUCGAACAUCAACUCCGCUUCACACUGAGAUUUCCCAAGAGAUUUACGUCAACCUCUUGAUGAAUGGUUACCUCGAAAAGCAGACCAAGGAGCAGACUUAUUGCGAAGGCUGCCAAAAGUUUCUUGCAGAUCGCUUUGUGGAAGGAACAUGUCCUUCCUGUGGUUCUGAUGAUGCCCGAGGAGACCAAUGCGACGCUUGCAGCAAGACGCUCGAUGCGAUCGACCUUAUCAACCCGCGCUGUCUGAUCAGUAAGGACCACAAGGUCACGACGCGCUCGUCCGUGCACAUGUACAUGAAGCUCGAUGCGUUGCAAUCAGUGACGGAAAAGUGGAUUAAGAAGUCAUGGAAGGAGGGCAAGUGGUCCCCAAACGCCGUCAUCAAUGCUGAGGGCGAGCUGAUCGACGACCGGUUGCGGGCUGGUCUACAUCCGAGCCCGAUCACGAGAGAUCUGACAUGGGGAGUGCCGGUGCCGAUGGUUGAGGGGGAGGACGAUCAGGGCAUGAAGGGCAAGGUUCUUUACGUGUGGUUCGAUGCGCCGGUCGGGUACCCCAGUAUAACAGCAAAUUAUACCCCAGAGUGGAAGCAAUGGUGGUUCAACAAGUCGAACGUGCGCCUAUAUCAGUUCAUGGGCAAGGACAAUGUCUAUUUCCACACCAUCUAUUUCCCUGCCAUGCAACUAGGCGACGGGCGUCCGUGGACGACUCUGUUCCAUAUCUCAACAACAGAAUACCUGAACUAUGAAGGUGGCAAGUUCUCGAAGAGCCAUAAUCGUGGCGUCUUCGGCCCCGCUGCGAAGGAGACUGGCAUUCCACCGUCGGUCUGGAGGUACUAUUUGAUCUCCACAAGGCCGGAGACCGCUGACGCCAUGUUCUCAUGGGCGGACUGCAUUGCUGCCAAUAAUAAUGUCUUGCUGAACAACUUUGGCAACUUUGUCAACCGAACGCUCAAGUUCGUAGCAUCGCAGUAUGGCGGCGUCAUUCCCGAGAGCGGAGACGAGCCUGGACCUCUAUCGCCGAAUGGCGAUGUGGAUGCCGAGUUCAUCUCGGACAUCAACACCCUCCUCAAGGACUAUAUCGAAGCCAUGGAGAAUGUGAAGCUGCGUCUCGGCCUGCACACCAUCAUGCUCAUAUCCGCACGGGGAAACCUGUACCUGCAGUCCUCUGGGCUCCAAAAGGCUUUGAUGGUCGCGGACCCGAAGCGAUGUGCGCAGGUCGUCUCGCGCGCGGUCAACUUGAUCUACCUGCUCUCGGCGCUCGUGUACCCGUUCAUGCCGUCGACGUCUGAUUCGAUGCUCGCACAGCUCAAUGCGCCGGCGCGCACGGUGCCCGAGGUGUUCUCGACGGACAUUCUUGCGGGGCACACGAUCGGCACGCCCGAGCACCUGUUCAAGAAAAUCGACGAGAAGAUGGCAGAUGUCUUCCGCGCGAAGUUUGGCGGGAGCAGGCCUGGUGAGGCGAGCCCUCUGCCCAGCCCCGAUGCGACCCACGUCGCACCCGGUAUGUCGAAGCGCAAGGCGACCGCGGCGAAGAAGGUGGCGGACAAGACGGCGUUGGAUGAGAAGCCCAAGUCAGCGGAGGUGCUUGCAUGGGAGCAGAAGGUUGCAGAGCAGGGACAGGCCGUGAGGGAGUUGAAGGGACGGACGCCCAAGACGCCGGAGCUAGAUAAGGAGAUCGCAGCCGCAGUAGAUGUGCUGAAGAAGUUGAAAGGAGAACUUGCCGGUCUGCAGAGUGCUUCGUAGAAUGCUCAGCAA
Messenger RNA from Laetiporus sulphureus 93-53, 2227 nucleotides. Its product is annotated as methionyl-tRNA synthetase. Gene Ontology annotation, cellular component: aminoacyl-tRNA synthetase multienzyme complex; cytosol. Bases 119 to 2215 code for a protein of 698 amino acids. Gene Ontology annotation, molecular function: ATP binding; methionine-tRNA ligase activity. The transcript has 14 exons. Gene Ontology annotation, biological process: methionyl-tRNA aminoacylation. Lineage: Eukaryota; Fungi; Basidiomycota; Agaricomycetes; Polyporales; Laetiporaceae. The record is from RefSeq and is a predicted model, not a curated record.